UGGAGCGACUAUAGUAAUGCUCCUGCAUUUUCCUGUCGUGGUAGGCGAAACAUUAUCGCUGUACAGUGUGCACUUAUAGACAAACAAAAUACAUACUAAUUGCUUUUAAUGGACGUAUUCUGAAUAUUAUACAAUUUUGGAUUGUUUUAGCGGGAUACGCAGGUUUCCCUGUAACGUGCAUUGCGUUACGCUAAUCCGGAAUACGCGGCGAAGACCGUUCCUAAAGGAGACCUCUUGGACUUCAUAUCGGUUUUCGGAAGUACUUUGUCUUUCUUCAAAAAACGGGUAUAAAGGCGUGUUGUUUGACCAUGUGCAGUGGUGGCUGACUGAUACUGACCCAGUGUAUGGUGAUCCGAGGGAGGGGCUGCUCGACCUCAGUCUCAUGUGAUUGGACGCUGGAUGGAAUUAAUGUGAAUGGAAGACAAAGAGCAGGACCUUAACCUGCCAGAGGGAGAUGAGACACGGUGGCCAAAUGGAGUGAAGAGAAAAAGAAAGAACAGUCAAUGCUCUAUGAAGAGCGCGUCUGUGAAGAACAUCUCUGUUCCAGGGUAUAUUCCCAGCUAUCUGGACAAAGAUGAGCCAUGUGUGGUGUGUGGGGACAAAGCCACUGGCUAUCAUUACCGUUGCAUCACAUGUGAGGGCUGCAAGGGUUUCUUCAGGAGAACUAUACAGAAAAAUCUUCACCCAUCGUAUUCCUGUAAGUAUGAUGGCUGCUGCAUCAUUGACAAAAUUACCCGCAACCAGUGCCAGCUGUGUCGCUUUAAGAAGUGCAUCUCGGUGGGGAUGGCCAUGGACCUGGUGCUGGACGAUUCAAAACGUGUGGCAAAGAGACGCCUGAUCGAAGAGAACCGCGAGCGGAGGAAGAAGGAUGAGAUCGUGAAGACUCUGCACACUCGACCCGAGCCUACAGACUCAGAAUGGGAGUUGAUUCGCAUGGUGACAGAGGCUCAUCGCCACACCAACGCCCAGGGCCCUCACUGGAAACAGAAACGCAAGUUUUUGCCAGAAGUCAUUGGACAGUCUCCAGCCCCCACAUCAGACAACGACAAAGUCGACCUGGAGGCCUUUAGUGAGUUCACCAAAAUCAUCACCCCCGCCAUCACAAGAGUUGUGGACUUUGCCAAAAAACUGCCCAUGUUCUCUGAGCUGCCUUGUGAAGACCAGAUCAUCCUGCUGAAGGGCUGCUGUAUGGAGAUCAUGUCGUUGCGUGCGGCCGUGCGGUAUGACCCCGAGAGCGAGACCCUGACCCUGAGCGGAGAGAUGGCCGUCAGUCGAGAGCAGCUGAAAAACGGGGGGUUAGGCGUGGUGUCUGACGCCAUUUUUGAUUUGGGCAAGAGCUUGUCGCAGUUCAACCUGGACGAUUCGGAGGUGGCGCUGCUGCAGGCUGUACUGCUCAUGAGCUCAGAUCGUUCCGGACUGACGUGUGUUGAAAAGAUCGAGAAGUGUCAGGAGAUGUACCUGUUGGCGUUCGAGCACUACAUCAACCAUCGCAAACACAACAUCUCACACUUCUGGCCCAAGCUGCUGAUGAAGGUUACAAACUUGCGUAUGAUCGGAGCCUGUCACGCCAGUCGCUUCCUGCACAUGAAAGUGGAGUGUCCCAACGAACUCUUCCCCCCACUUUUCCUGGAGGUCUUCGAAGAUCAGGAGGUGUGAUCAAGAGCUACGGUGAACUCGGAGGGGGUGGGCAAUGGGGCAAACCCCAUUUGAAUUUGUUUGUGCAUACCAGAAGCACUUGUUAUUCCACAUCUUCAUGCAAUGCAGAAUUGGGACGUGUAUUUUUUAUUUGCACCGUUGGGUCCCUUGUUUGCUUUGGGUUGUCAGCCUCUACAGUUGUUGACCUCACUGUUACUCGCCAUUCAGAUUCCUCCCACCGUCAGAAAAAAGCUGGCAUCCAUUAACCUACCUCUCGUGACAACAUACCUCCCAACCUCUGAAGGAGCUUGUUUUAAAAGCGUGACAAAGAGACCUGGACCGUGCAGGUUUUUUCGUUGAGAAAUCUUUGCAUCAUUUUAUAACCCGUUUCAGAUACGCUAAAGUAACUGUAACAAGUCAAAAGUAAAUUUGGGCACAAUAUUCAACUUAAAAAAAAUAGUGUUUUGCCAUCCACUUUGCACGCUUUAAAUAUCUCCUUUGUAAACCUAACUACCUGUGUGCGCUCAUACACUCUGUACAUACAGUACAUUUAUGUUUUGUGAACAUCUCAUACCUCAUAUACACCAGCAUACAGACAUACAUGUAGCAACGUGUACAUGUAUGCAUGCCUAUAGUUGUACCUGCACCGACACAUCCUCUUACAAUGUUGUGUAUACAGUUCUCUCGUACCUGCACACGUACCAGUCUACUUGUAUUAAGCUGACAAAUCUGUGACCUCAUCAUUUGAAUAGCCUGUUUUUGCGUACCGCUGUACAUCUGUAAGACCCAUAUUGCUGUCCUGAGGUAUUGUUAUGAUUAUUACGCCUGAAAUUACAAUUUUAGCCUUUCAGAGUGGUUAAGCAUCCAAAGGUGAUAUCAAAUAUGUAGCUUAAAGGGACAUUUCACUUUUU
This is a messenger RNA of Misgurnus anguillicaudatus (oriental weatherfish), 2546 nucleotides long. RefSeq names its product thyroid hormone receptor alpha a (gene thraa). Gene Ontology annotation, biological process: positive regulation of transcription by RNA polymerase II; thyroid hormone receptor signaling pathway; negative regulation of transcription by RNA polymerase II. Lineage: Eukaryota; Metazoa; Chordata; Actinopteri; Cypriniformes; Cobitidae. Gene Ontology annotation, cellular component: RNA polymerase II transcription regulator complex. Gene Ontology annotation, molecular function: RNA polymerase II cis-regulatory region sequence-specific DNA binding; zinc ion binding; nuclear receptor activity. The record is from RefSeq and is a predicted model, not a curated record.